CCGGCAUUGUUUUUUAAACAACAAUUUCUUUGGCAUGGUUGGUCAUUGUGAAAUUUGGUACAAUGGGACUUGCAAAACUGACAUUUACAAUUUCCUUUUGGAUAUUUAUUGUAAACGGUUCUUGUCCUGUUGAAUACUUCCAGUGUUCUGAUUUCUUUGAUUGGUGUUGUCCUAGUGAUUAUACAUGUACUGGUAAUAACUCAUGUGACAAUUAUAACUCGAUAGACCCAACUGCAGGAUUAGGAGGGGCCAUUGUUGGUGGCAUUUUAGGCGGCAUAGUUUUAAUAGCAGUUGUAUGCUGUAUUAUCUCAGCGGCUAUCAAAUCAAACUAUGGAACGUUUCGCAGUGUAAUCGUCCCACGAAGAAACCUAGUUGACGGAAGGACCAUAGCCAAGGAACAACUACCAAGUUAGAUAACGUUACACAUAUGGCAGCAACGAAAUCGCUUAUCAAUACAAACUCUACCGGCCUCUAUUUUGUA
Molecule: messenger RNA, 481 nt
Organism: Mytilus trossulus (common blue mussel)
Lineage: Eukaryota; Metazoa; Mollusca; Bivalvia; Mytilida; Mytilidae
Exons: 4
Coding region: 63-413 (116 amino acids)
Source: RefSeq, a predicted model, not a curated record